This is a messenger RNA of Hemibagrus wyckioides, 1495 nucleotides long. RefSeq names its product chemokine (C-C motif) ligand 34b, duplicate 8 (gene ccl34b.8). The record is from RefSeq and is a predicted model, not a curated record. Gene Ontology annotation, cellular component: extracellular region. Gene Ontology annotation, molecular function: chemokine activity. The transcript has 4 exons. Gene Ontology annotation, biological process: immune response. NCBI's taxonomy places the organism in Eukaryota, Metazoa, Chordata, Actinopteri, Siluriformes, Bagridae. The coding region runs from base 958 to 1278 and encodes 106 amino acids.
ACAUUUCCUCUAUUACACUUAUAACCCUCCCAUUGAACCAUAAUUAAGUUAAGUACUCUUUAUUUGUCACAUAUACUUUACUGCACCGUGAAAUCCUUUCUUCGCAUAUCCUAUCCUUGAGGUCAGAGCGCAGGGUCAGCUAUUAUGCAGCACCCCUGGAGCAGGGUGGGUUGGGGGCCUUGCUCAAGGGCCCAACGGUGGGGCUUGAACCCAAACCUUCCAGUCAACAACCCAGAGCUGUACCCACUUGAGCUACCACCACCCCCAUAAUGUGCUGAUGUCUAAAAAUUCUCCAUCAAACAUGACCAUAAUUUCUACUUACCUGGUGACUAUAUCAUAAUGACAUAUAUAAAGUUUAAUUGUGGUGCAUACACAUCACAUUAAUUGCUGUUACCAAAUGUCUUGAGUUAGGAUACUUCUGAAUUUUUCUAGACCACUAAAAGUGCUCAUUAAGAAAAAUAUAGAAUUGUAUAAAUAAGGAAGGCUGGGAUUGAUUUUUUUUGUAGACCAGACUGUAUAAAAAUGAACUGCAUAUAUAAAAUAUGAUCCCUAGUCAUUAUAGUGAAUGUGAAAGGGAAAUAUUAUUAUGUUAGCUGUUUGUCUGUUCUUUAAGUGUUAAGUGAAUCUGUGUUUCUUUUUCCUGACAAGUAAGAACAGUCCUCAGUGAUGCCGGAAGAAGACAAAGGAACUAAAGUAUCAAUUUAUAACAGUGAUUAAGCCAUGUAGCCUGAAGAGCGCCUUGCAUGAUUGCACCACAAUGUGUCACGGUGCAUUGUGACGAAGAUGUUUGCAAGAUAUUCCAUGUGUAUUAUUCAUAAGUGUAUUCAGGGUAACUGCAUUAAUAUUACUUCCCCUAUCUUGAAUGAAUAUAAAGGAUCUUGGCCUGAAUAUGUCCAGUGUAGAGGAAGGACAGUAGAGUAAAGACAUUCCCAAACAGUAUAGCUCUCAUCAGCAAAGAUGGAUUUCGCUCUGACUUCUCGCCAGUUGGUCUUUCUUUUUUGCAUUAUAACACUUCUUUUCAGCUGUGUGCUUGGAGUGCGCUCCAGUGACAGCAAGCCACAAACAUGUUGUGCACAAACUACUGGUGGACAUGUUUCAUCUGCACAUGUAAAAAAUUGUGCCUAUACUGAGAAAAAAGGCAGAUGUCUUGAGGCCUAUGUGUUUUUGUUCAAUAAUGGGAAACUGCAUUGCAGCAGUGUAAACGCAAAAGGGAUCAAUGCAACACUGGCAAAAUUAGAAAAGAAAGGAAUACAAUGCGUGGGCAGGCCCCAGAGCUGACAUCUGCGAGUUCCAGCUGUUAUGCUGCACAAAAACAGUUCUGCUUAAAUGCCAGUACCCUGGAAGGACAAAAAUGUCAAAAAGAUUUGAUGUAUUUUUCUAUUAUUUCUGCAAUUAUUUAUUUAAUUUUAUGUUGAACACAAAAUACAUGUGUAUUCUAUAUUUAUCUAAUAUUUAAUUUACAAGCAUUGUCUGUAUUUAUUUAUUUUGUGAUGUG